AUGGAUCCACUGCCAACCGCCCACUUGAGUCCCCGGAAGAAGAGACCCAGGCAGACUGGGGCCUCCGUGACCUCCACUCCUCAUGACAUCAGAUUUCGAGAUCUGGUCCUCUUCAUUUUGGAGAAGAAAAUGGGUACCACCCGCAGAGCCUUCUUCAUGGAGCUGGCCCGCAGGAAGGGGUUCAGGGUUGAAAAUGAGCUCAGUGAUUCUGUCACCCACAUUGUAGCAGAGAACAAUUCCGGUUCCGAUGUCCUGGAGUGGCUUCAGGUACAGAACGUCAAAGCCAGCUCGAAGCUGGAGCUGCUGGACAUCUCCUGGCUGAUAGAGUGCAUGGGGGCAGGGAGACCAGUGGAGACAACAGGGAAACACCAGCUUGUUGUGAGAAGAGACAGCCCAGACCACUCCAACUCAGACCCUCAGAGGAUCCCACCACCUGCUGUGCAAACAAUCUCUCAGUAUGCAUGUCAGAGAAGAACAACUUUAAACAAUUGCAAUAGAGUAUUCACGGAUGCUUUUGACGUCUUAGCUGAAAAUUAUGAGCUUAGAGAAAAUGAAGGCUGUUCUGUGGUAUUUAUGAGAGCCGCGUCUGUACUGAAAUCUCUGCCAUUCACCAUCAGCAGCAUGAAGGACCUAGAGGGAAUUCCCUGCCUGGAGGGCAAGGCGAAGAGCAUCAUCGAGGAAAUCAUUGAAGAUGGAGAAAGUUCUGAAGUUAAAGCUGUCUUAAAUGAUGAACGCUAUAAAUCCUUCAAACUCUUCACUUCUGUUUUUGGAGUGGGAUUGAAGACAUCUGAGAAAUGGUUCAGAAUGGGUUUCAGAACUCUGAGCAAAAUAAGAUCUGACAAAAGCCUGAAAUUGACACACAUGCAGAAAGCAGGAUUCCUCUAUUAUGAAGACCUCGUCAGCUGUGUGACCAGGGCAGAAGCAGAGGCAGUCAGUGUGCUGGUUAAGGAGGCCGUCUGGGCAUUUCUUCCGGAUGCCUUCGUCACCAUGACAGGAGGGUUCCGGAGGGGUAAGAAUAUUGGGCACGAUGUAGAUUUUUUAAUUACCAGCGCAGAAGCAACAGAGGAAGAAGAACAACAACUGUUGCAUAAAGUGACAAACUUUUGGGAAAAGAAGGGAUUACUUUUAUACUGUGACCUUGUGGAGUCGACAUUUGAAAAGCUCAAGACACCUAGCAGGAAGGUGGAUGCUCUAGAUCAUUUUCAAAAGUGCUUUCUGAUUCUAAAAUUGCACCAUCAGAGAGUGGACAGCGACAAGGCCWGCCAGCAGGGAGGGAAGAACUGGAAGGCCAUCCGUGUGGACUUGGUCAUGUGCCCCUAUGAGCGCCGUGCCUUCGCCCUGCUGGGAUGGACCGGCUCCCGGUUUGAGAGAGACCUCCGUCGCUAUGCCACACACGAGCGGAAGAUGAUCCUGGAUAACCAUGCUUUGUAUGACAAAACCAAGAGGAUAUUUCUCAAAGCAGAAAGUGAAGAAGAAAUUUUUGCACAUCUGGGAUUGGAUUACAUUGAACCAUGGGAAAGAAAUGCCUAGGAAAAAGUUAUCAACAUUUUGUUCCGGUUCUUUUCAGGUUAAAUAAAUUAUGCUUCAUAUUUGCAAAGGAUUCCUUAAGAAAGUUUGGAAUUCUUUAGGACUUACUGAAAUACAGAUAGCUACUAGAAAUAAGCUGCUUUGAGACAUGAUAAGGAAGCGUGUGGUAAUGGGUGUUAACAGACCUUUUGUGCAACCACGGCUUAGAAUUCACAAUGCAUUUUUCUAAAGAAAUGGGGUUGUCACUGUGACCCACCAAGGAAUCGUUCAAAACUCACUUUGCCCUCAGCAUAGCUGUAACACUGGUUAUCUUCAAUAAAAAUAGGAGGAAA
Urocitellus parryii (Arctic ground squirrel) is the source of this 1859-nucleotide messenger RNA. RefSeq names its product DNA nucleotidylexotransferase (gene Dntt). Gene Ontology annotation, cellular component: nucleus. NCBI's taxonomy places the organism in Eukaryota, Metazoa, Chordata, Mammalia, Rodentia, Sciuridae. The record is from RefSeq and is a predicted model, not a curated record. Gene Ontology annotation, molecular function: DNA-directed DNA polymerase activity; DNA binding; DNA nucleotidylexotransferase activity. Gene Ontology annotation, biological process: double-strand break repair via nonhomologous end joining.